This is a messenger RNA of Phlebotomus papatasi, 2659 nucleotides long. Its product is annotated as kelch-like protein 9. The coding region runs from base 580 to 2403 and encodes 607 amino acids. The transcript is spliced from 4 exons. The record is from RefSeq and is a predicted model, not a curated record. Gene Ontology annotation, molecular function: protein binding. NCBI's taxonomy places the organism in Eukaryota, Metazoa, Arthropoda, Insecta, Diptera, Psychodidae.
GAAUGCAUAUGAAAUGUCACAAAGUGAACGUCACUCUCGCCAGUUCGUUGUUCUUUUGAUGAAGAAACAACAUCUUUUAUUUGCGAUUUCUACCUCAAAAGUCCCAAACAAAUUAUAAAUUGUUGUACUUAAUUGAAUAACCUUUUACUCUUUGUGCAAAUCAACACAAAAAUUAUAUCAGAUACUUUAGAGAAUUUAGUGUUUUAGGAGACGCACUUUGGUGUCCUACUUUUUAUUGUCUCUCAUCUAGUGUCGAGUGCUAUAACACUUCUUUCUAUUUGGUUAGUUGUGUGUGUGCACUCGUUGGCAUAAUUUCUAGUUCCUAGUUUCUAAAACGAGCUAGAACAUAUUCUGUGAAAAAAAGUAAAUAAAUUUUCGUGAAAUCCAGUUGCAAAUCAAUUUGUUCGAAUUGUACCGUGUCAACGCUUCAUAUGAGCCAUUUCAACAUCUUUUAACAUCUCUUUGGCAAUAUUCCCAAAGCCAAACAAUAGGAUUCUCAUGCCAUUUGAUAGAUGAGUUAGGUGUUGAACUGAGUGCUUCAUAUCUCUCUGGAGAACUGCCAUCGUCACAUGGAUAAUCAUGCUAGACAGAACACUCAAUACGAUCUUCUUUGAAUCCCUCUCACACACAAAUACCCUACUCAAUGGACUCAAUGAGCUGAGACUAAAAGGACACCUCAUCGAUAUCACUCUGAAAGCCAAUGGGCAAUCUUUUAGAGCCCAUCGUGCCGUCUUGGCAUCCUGCAGUGAGUAUUUUCGUGCUAUGUUCACGGACGCCAUGAAAGAAUCCCAGCAAAAUGAGAUAAGUCUGAACGGAGUGACUGCUGCUGGAAUUGAACUUCUACUGGAAUAUGCUUACACAUCCAAGUUAGAGCUCAAUCUAGCCAAUGUGCAGGAUGUCCUUUCAGCAGCCAGCCAUGUUCAGCUAGAUGCUGUAGUGGAAGCUUGCUCCAACUAUCUUCAAUCUCAGCUCGAUGUGGACAAUUGUGUAGACAUUGUCAGCAUUGCGGAGAUGUAUUCGCUGGAUAAGCUGCGGCAGCGAGUAUAUCGGUUCAUUUGUGCCCAUCUUAGUGAAUUCAUCAAAACACACGAAAUUGGAGUUCUGGGACGUCAUCAGUUGGAGCACAUCCUGGCCUGUGAUUAUCCUGUGGACUGCUCUGAAGUAGUCGUACUCAGUAUUGUGUUGCAGUGGAUUAAGAAGUCUGAGAAGACACUGCACGAUGUUCGCGUUUGCAAUCGUAUGUUGGGCCUUGUUCGACUAGCAGAGGUGUCAACGGGAGAUGUUGAAAGGACCCUACAAUCUGUUGGAAUCUCCCCUAGUUCUGCCCUCUACGGACUCACCAAGAGCCAGGCUCAGUCACAGAAGCGGCACAUGGUGCCAGUGACCAAUCAGGAGAAUGCAUUGGUGAAUUCACGCGGAAUGGAACUGGCAUUGGUGAAGGUGGGUGGAUUCGGGCUCGAAGGUAUCACCAAUGAUAUCACCUAUUAUUUGCCGAGUGUAAAAAAGUGGCGGCAUCUUACAUCUAUUCCGCAUGUUGAGCAAUGUAACUAUGGCAUUGCGACACUUAGGAAUGAACUGUAUGUCGUGGGAGGAUGCUACAAUGUGUGCCUGAAAGAGUAUAUCCAUCCGUUUGGCUUUCGAUUUAGUCCUAUGUCCAAUUCAUGGAAUACGAUUGCACCAAUGCAACAGGAUCGAUGCCGUUUCUCUUUAAACUUUGUUGGGGAGUUUCUGUAUGCUGUUGGUGGUGCUAGUGAAUUGGACGAUGCUGAGGAUAUGGAUCCAGGUGAUUUGGUGGAUCAGCACGCAUCAACGGCAGAGUGCUAUGAUCCUAGCACGGAUAAGUGGAGUUACAUCCCGAUGAUGCCGGGCAGUCGGGUUCAGCAUGCCGGAGCCGCUCAAGACCACUACCUGUAUAUAUCAGGCGGAUUGGAUAGGCAUCGGGUGUUGUCUUCCUUCUACCGGUACAAUACCAAGAUGCAAGUGUGGGAGCAGCUUCCGUCGAUGCUGACACCUCGGGCUGACCAUAUGAUGGUGUCCAUUAAUGACAAAAUCUACGUCUGUGGGGGUUGGACUGAGCGCUCCAUGGCCGAUACGAGAACACUAAUCGAUACGAUCGAUGUUUACAACAAGGACUCACGUACCUGGGAAGUGGUGACACAAAUCCCAACACCUCGCUUCCAUGCGGGAAUUGUGGCUGUCAACACAAAAAUCUACAUUAUUGGUGGUUUCUAUUCGGAUUCAAUGUUCGAUCUCACGCGAUCUGUAAUUGAGUGCUACGAUGUGGAUACCAAUCAGUGGACGAGCGUGGAGAGAUAUCCUCAGAAUAUCUGGGAGUGCAACUGCAUCGGACUCUACAUACCCAAGUGCCGAGAUGAUAUGGAAGUCAUUGUUGAUGAUUGCUGAUCUUGCUGAUAGUCUGAGUCACAUUGUAGGGCAGAUUUCUUCCUCGAGGCGCUCAGUGCCAUUUCCCCCAUUUACCUGCCCUUGGCGAUUCAGGACCAAACUUCUUUUUUUCAACCUUUAAAACGUCACCUGAACACCUUUUACUUACACCAUCUUUUUUGUGAUGUCUCAAACACACUCUUAUUUAUUUGCUUUUGUACACUUCUUGUAUGAUGACAGAGAUUAUGAUCAAAAUGAAAUUGUAGUUUUGAAAGAA